Molecule: messenger RNA, 1208 nt
Organism: Lactuca virosa
Lineage: Eukaryota; Viridiplantae; Streptophyta; Magnoliopsida; Asterales; Asteraceae
Source: the annotation of a GenBank genome assembly
CCAUACAUCAUCAAACGCUAACUUCCACAUUCAGUUUGAUUUCAGUUUCCGUUUUUCUCCAAUGAACUUCAGUCUACUCAAGGUUUAUACACUUUUUUCUCUAGCGCUGGUUGCAAGUCAUGCAGUGAAUCCUGAUGUUUACUGGAAGUCUGUAUUGCCAAACAGUCCUAUGCCCAAGGCAAUCAAGGAACUUGUACAAACUACAGAAUGGUCGGAAGAGAAGAAUACAGCAGUCGGAGUUGGAGAGGACGGUGUAGCUGUGCAUACAGGAAAACCAGGGAAACACACGGAUGUUGGUAUUGGAUACGGACCAAAUCCAUUCAUAUACAACUAUGCUGCCUCCGAAGAUCAACUCAAGGAUAACCCAAACGUAGCGUUUUUUUUCUUGGAAAACGACUUGCAUCAAGGCACAGAAAUGAAGUUACACUUUAUUAAAGACGACCAAAAAGUCACUUUCUUACCUCGACAGGUAGCUGAGUCUAUAUCAUUUUCAUCAAACAAACUUCCUCAAAUCUACAAUGAGUUCUCGAUAAAAUCCGACUCCAUGGAAGCCCAAUACAUGAAGCAAACACUAAGGGAAUGCGAGAACAAAGGAAUCCAAGGCGAGGAAAAAUGUUGUGCUACCUCAUUAGAGUCGAUGGUCGAUUUUAGUACCACCACGUUAGGUAAAAACGUUAAAGCGAUAUCAACAGAGGUAAACGCUAAAGAAAGUACUCCGUUACAAAAGUACACGAUUGAAGGAGCCAAGAAACUUGCUGCAGAUAAAGCUGUGGUUUGCCAUAAGCAAAAGUACGCAUAUGCUGUGUUUUAUUGCCACAAAACUGUCAGCACUCGAGCGUAUUCUGUUUCUUUGGUGGGAGCUGAUGGUACCAAAGCUAAAGCAGUGACCGUUUGUCAUACAGACACUUCGAAGUGGAAUCCGAAACAUUUGUCGUUUCAAGUGCUCAAUGUCAAACCAGGAAGUGUUCCAGUUUGCCAUUUCUUACCCGAAGAUCAUGUUGUUUGGGUUCCAUACUAAUAAACACUGCAGGAAGAACAUGUUACACCUAUAUAUGUAGUGCGUGUCAUGUAUCUUUUCUGGACAAUUUAUAAGGUUUACUAGUCACGUACACUAGUUUUUACGGAUUUGCUGCAUCUUUCUGUUUGUAAGGUUUAUCAAUGUUUGUAAGCUUAAAUAAUAAAUACUACUUCUUUUAAUUAGUUAUGUA